Haemonchus placei is the source of this 267-nucleotide messenger RNA. The record is from the annotation of a GenBank genome assembly. NCBI's taxonomy places the organism in Eukaryota, Metazoa, Nematoda, Chromadorea, Rhabditida, Trichostrongylidae.
AUGGAGCCGUUACGUGCAUGGUCAUCCACAUUUACGGUCUCAAGAAAGCCCGAUCAAGUGCGAAAAAUGAUCAGCAUCUGUCAAGAAAAACUGCUUCAAAUCAAGGAUCAAGAGGCGAAAGUGAAUCGUCUACAAUUGGAGUUGGAACAUUUGCAUCUCAGUUCGGAUCUCUCUGUUUCACAAAUGAAAAAAGCUAAUGACGCGUUCGAAAAAUUCGCUAAAGUAAGUCAAAUUUUCAGCCCUUUAAUCUAUCAGAUUCAAUCUUGA